Paramecium sonneborni is the source of this 444-nucleotide messenger RNA. The record is from the annotation of a GenBank genome assembly. Lineage: Eukaryota; Ciliophora; Oligohymenophorea; Peniculida; Parameciidae.
AUGGGAUAAAACAUAGAAAUUGAUAAAAAUAUUCAUAAAGAAAAUUUUCAUUUAAUGAGUACCUUCACAGCUAAGAGAUCUUAAAUGAUUAUCUAGAACAUUUUAUUAUUAAAAAAAAAUAACCAAAUAAUAAGAUAAUCUUUAUACAAGAUGAUUUAGGCAUAUUUUUCAAAAGUCGAAUUGGAUGAUACUAAGGGUUAUGAGGAUAUAAAAUAAGCAAUUCGAAAAUUAGUUGAAUGGCCGUUAAAAUAUCCUGAAUAAUUUAAAAAAAUUAGGAAUUAAAGGAAUUUUGAUUUAUGGUCCUUCUUGAAUGUUCAUAAUUAUAUUACUUAUGUAUCUAGUGUAUUUAGCUUUUAUAGUAAUUAAAUAGUCUUGAUAUAUUUAUUAAAUAUCAUUAAAAUAUGUCAUAAUUAUUGCUAUUACAAAUAUAUCAGAUUCUAGUGA